Molecule: messenger RNA, 927 nt
Organism: Ilyonectria robusta
Lineage: Eukaryota; Fungi; Ascomycota; Sordariomycetes; Hypocreales; Nectriaceae
Exons: 4
Coding region: 1-927 (308 amino acids)
Source: RefSeq, a predicted model, not a curated record
AUGAAGACCAUUGCAGUUGCAGGAGGAACGGGGGGCGUUGGUAGCACCAUUGUCGACGGCCUCGUCGAGUAUGGUAAACACAAGGUCUAUGUCCUCUCCCGAACGGAACGGCCGUCACAUGGAGGUGUCAACUAUCUCAAGGUUGAUUAUAAUGAUACCGAUGCCGUCGCUGAGGCCUUCGAAAAGGUCGGGGUUAAUAUUGUGAUCUGCGCUAUCAGCGUACUCUCGCCGGCAACCAACCAAGCACAAAAGAACCUCAUCCGCGCAGCCGAACGAUCAACGUCUACAGAGCGUUUUGUCAUCAGUAGCUUUGACGUUCUGCAAGUCAAAGAGGACAUUGAGCUAUCUCCUCUGGCACGUUACGUUUUUGAAGCUAUUGAUGAGCUGGAGAAGACCAAGCUUGCAUACACGCGUAUCGCUAACGGCUGGUUCCUUGACUAUUACGGCAUGCCAGUUUGGAAAAGUCACCUCGAACCGUGGAUCAACAUUCUCAACAUGAAAAGCAAAUGGGCAGUGAUUCCUGGCGACGGAAGUAUCCAAUGCAGUUUCAUCACCUCCCAAGACAUGUCGAAAUUUGUUGCCCGCUUGAUGGACUUGCCAAAAUGGAAUACCGUCAGCGCGAUCACUGGCAACACGCUAUCAUACAACGAACUCGUAGAGAUGGCAGAAAAGGCUCGAGGAUGCAAGUUCCAGAUCGGAAACGACAGCCAGGAGAAGCUCAAGUCGGGGAAAAUCUCGUUCUUCCCCGACUACCCCUCCAUUGGACACGGGGAAGGCGACGAGGCCUUUUUUGCCAUGAUUCAUUAUCAAGCUUCCCUCGGCCGGUAUCUGGUGCCGAGAGAGUACCCACCCCUGGAUUCUGAGUUUCCAGAUCUGAGGAUUACUACGCCUUUGGAGGUUAUGGAAACAGGUUGGAAAGCCGAAUAG